This is a messenger RNA of Pestalotiopsis fici W106-1, 624 nucleotides long. RefSeq lists its product as uncharacterized. The coding region runs from base 1 to 624 and encodes 207 amino acids. The record is from RefSeq and is a predicted model, not a curated record. The transcript has a single exon. Lineage: Eukaryota; Fungi; Ascomycota; Sordariomycetes; Amphisphaeriales; Sporocadaceae.
AUGGACGCCAUGGAAGAUCCACGACCGUGGCUGAUCAGACGGCUUUUACCCAAGCCCGAGUGGCACGUCGGACCCGGCAAAUUGGCUUCCCUUGCUUCGUGUCCCAUUCAACAAUAUGAGCCCAUCGACGACGAGACCCCCCUGGCAGAGAACGAUGAGAAGGCCCUUAGAAUCGAAAAUGAUCUCAGGGCGUUUGUCACGGAUGCUCUAGAGAACGGAUCCCGGCGUGUCUUCAAGAUCCCCGGCUUGAGUCUGCAGACCAGAGUGCGACUCGUCGGCCGCAGAAAACAGAGUGCAGAUCGGAACCCGGUGCUCACAUUGACCGUGGUGGUCAAAAUGAGGGACGAAAUACCACAAUCGAGAGCCAAUAUCAUCAUGACCAGCUCCUACCUCGAGACGUGGAGGUGGAUGAAGAGCAAGCAUCGCGACAAUAUCGUCUUGAACUUUGUUCGGGAAAGCGAUACAAGUAUCUCAGAGAAUCCCGACAACAAGUCUCGAUGGCUCUGCGACUGGAUUUCGAUCCCUGCCGGCCGGAAUGAAGGAGCUGAUGGUUGUCCAGAUUCAGAACCUGAAAGUCCUUGGUACCUAGACAGGAUUACAUGGAGAAAUCGUGGUCCACUGUGA